GGACCGAGUUUUACUGUGCCAAUAACAAACGUGACAGUCCCAAUGGGCAGGGAAGCAGUACUCGCUUGUGUGGUUGCAAAUCUUUCUACUUACAAGGUAGCGUGGCUCAGAGUAGACACACAAACAAUCUUGACGAUAGCUAAUCAUGUAAUCACGAAGAAUCACAGGAUCGGAGUGACGCACACCGAACGCAAAACCUGGCACUUACACAUACGUGAAGUACGCGAAUCUGAUCGAGGUGCUUACAUGUGCCAGAUAAAUACCGAUCCGAUGAAGAGUCAAACUGGAUAUCUGGAAGUUGUAGUACCGCCUGAUAUUUUAGAUUAUUCGACGAGUACGGAUAUGGUGGUGCGAGAGGGUAGUAACGUUACGUUACGUUGCGCCGCGACGGGUUCACCCAAACCAAAUAUUACUUGGAGACGGGAAGAUGGAGAAGCUAUACUUCUUGAAAAUGGUCAGGAAGUAAGAAGUGUAGAAGGGUCAAUCUUCACUAUCACAAAGGUAAAUAGAUUACAGAUGGGUGCAUACCUGUGUAUCGCUUCCAAUGGGGUGCCUCCUACAGUCAGUAAAAGAAUAAUGCUGAUAGUGCACUUCACUCCAAUGAUUUCGAUCCAAAAUCAAUUGGUAGGUGCACAAGAGGGACAGAAGAUGACUCUUGAGUGUCAUUCAGAAGCCUUUCCAAAAUCAAUCAAUUAUUGGACCAAAGAGAAUAAUGAAAUUAUAAAAACUGGAGAAAAAUAUCAGCAAUCAGUUACAGACAAUGCAUACAAAAUACAAAUGAAACUUACAAUAUUGUCGGUGGAAAAGUCCGAUUACGGAACGUACAAAUGCAUAUCGAAGAAUUCUCUAGGAGAAACAGAUGGCAGUAUUAAACUCUACCAUAUACCAACACCAACAACACAAUUGAAAACGACGACCACCCCCAGUUCCACUGUCGAAGAAGUUGAAAAUAUUCAAAACUCACGACAAGGACCACUGCCUAGUAUGGAGCCUAUCCAGAAUGAAGGAACGGAUACUUCAUUGCCUAAUAUCCUUAGGAACGAUGAUAUACGGCUUCACGGGAGAGCAAGCAGCAGCGACUAUAACGAUGCUGAAAACACCGUGACAAAAGGACGAAAAAAUAUUGGUGGCGAGGUACGGCCACGAAGAAUCGACAACACGGCGCAAUCGAUGUCAUCCAGGGGUACAAGCACGAAUUUUCUAGUGCAAUCUAGAACGGCCAUCUGCAUAAUCCUACUAUCUGCCCUGUCGUAGUCACGUCAGUGUCCAGUAGCGGAAAAAAAGAAGAAAAUAAAAAAUUAAAAAA
Messenger RNA from Osmia lignaria (orchard mason bee), 1306 nucleotides. The record is from RefSeq and is a predicted model, not a curated record. NCBI's taxonomy places the organism in Eukaryota, Metazoa, Arthropoda, Insecta, Hymenoptera, Megachilidae.